This is a messenger RNA of Charadrius vociferus (killdeer), 762 nucleotides long. It is a transcript of the gene KBTBD11, whose product is annotated as kelch repeat and BTB (POZ) domain containing 11. The transcript has a single exon. The record is from RefSeq and is a predicted model, not a curated record. Gene Ontology annotation, molecular function: protein binding. The annotation marks the transcript as partial. NCBI's taxonomy places the organism in Eukaryota, Metazoa, Chordata, Aves, Charadriiformes, Charadriidae.
CGCCUCUCCGACAAGGUCUUCUGCUACAACCCCCUCACUGACACCUGGAGCCAGGAGCUGCCUCUGGCUCAGCCCCGCUCACAGCUCAAGCUGCUGGCCCUGGACGGUUACCUCUAUGCCGUGGGGGGCGAGUGCCUCUUCACCGUGGAGAGGUAUGACCCGCGGGCUGACCGCUGGAGCCCCGUGGCACCCCUGCCCAAGGGUGCCUUUGCUGUGGCUCAUGAGGCCACCACCUGCAACGGGGAGAUCUAUGUGUCGGGGGGCUCCCUCUUCUACCGCCUGCUCAAGUAUGACCCCACGCGCGCCUAGUGGCAGGAGUGCCCUUACAACACCAGCCGCCGGCGCUCUGCUGACAUGGUGGCCUUCAAGAGCUUCAUCUACCGCUUCGAUGUGAGCAGUGGCCGUGGUGGGGAGCAGGGCCCUGGUGGUGGGACUGGCGGUGGUGUCGAAGUUUUCCGGUACAACACGGUGGCCAAGCGCUGGAGCCAGUGCGCCAGCCUGCGGCCCAGCGGCGGCCCCAUCCAGCCCUUCCGCUGCGCCCCCUUGGGCAACACCAUCUACUGUGUCAACCGGACCGGCACCCUCCGCUUCAGCCUAGCCCAAGAUGGCGAGGUGGAAGCAGAUGGCGGGCUCAAGGGCACCUUUGAUGGGGAGCUUCUUAAAGCUCCCUUAGAUGCCAAGGGUGUGCUCCUACCCUUCGUGCUCACCCUGCCUGAGAGGCUGGACAAAGCGGGGGACCAGGAGGGCUCCCUCCCCCUGUGA